AUGACUGCCUCAACCCUGCCAUCAUCUUCCGAACUUCAUUGGGAUUACGACUUAUACAUGAGUUAUAGUACUGGUGGAGACACCCGCAAGACCUUCGUUGAUCCCCUCUGCUCUGCCUUGGUACGGGCCGGAAUUCACAUCUGUUGGGAUGACAUUGAGCUUGUAAGGGGGGAGGAAAUCUCUAGUAAACUACAUGAUGCUAUUCAAGGAUCAAGGAUCUCCAUUGUGGUUUUUUCCGAAAGCUAUGCUUCUUCCAGGUGCUGCCUUGAUGAGCUUGUGGAGAUCCUGCACUGUAAGAAAACCAAAGGCUGCUUUCUUCUUCCAAUAUUUUAUCACGUGGAUCCCUCUAAUAUCAGAAAGCAGAGUACUGGAACUUUUGCUGAAGCAUUUGCAAGGCAUGAAGAGUGGUUUGGGAGGGACAUGGAACGGGUGCAGCGGUGGAGGGAAGCUCUUGUGGAAGUUGCGAAUAUUCCGGGCUGGGAUACCAGCGAUGAAAAUGGGAUUGAUGAGUCCAUGCUCGUUGAGAAAGUCGUUUCUAAAGUUCUUGAUGUGAUGAAUGCCGUUCGCUCGGAUGUUGCCAUGCACCCAAGAAUAGAGGAUUCUCCUGUUGAAGAGAUAAAAACUUUACUAAGUCUUGGAACAAGUGAUGAUGUUCGCAUUGUGGGCAUCUAUGGAAUGGCCGGCAUAGGCAAGACAUCCUUAGCAACAGCUGUUUAUAACCAAGUGCAUGCUGGAUUUGAAGGGAGCAGUUUUUUAUCAAACAUUAGAGAAAUUUCAAAAGAGCCUAAUGUUUUGGCUUAUUUACAAGAACAACUUCUUUCUGAUAUCUUAGUAACGAAGAAUUUGAAGAUUGACAAUGUUGUUAAAGGAAUCAUUUUGAUGAAGAAAAAACUUAAAUGCAAAAGGGUUCUUGUUGUUCUUGAUGAUGUGGAUCACUUGAUACAACUAGAGGUAUUAGCUGGAUGUUCCAAAUGGUUUGGCCCCGGAAGUAGAGUCAUUGCAACAACUAGAGACGGAUGUUUGCUAAACCAAAUGCAGGUAAAUGCAAAAUAUAGAGUUGAAGCGCGGAUUCAUUUGGAGUCUCUUCCACUUUUUGGUCGGACUGCUUCCAAUAUUCCCCCUCUAAUAGAAGAUAUCCAUGAGCUCAUGAUUGCUGAAGCUGCAAAAUACCAUUCUGGCUGGCAUCUCAAGAGUGCAGCAACUGGAGGUAAAGACAUCCGUAAGACAUUCCUCGGUCACCUCAAAUCUGCCUUGGAGCUAGCCGGAAUUCGUGUCUUCCUAGACUGUGAAAAGCUCGAAAGAGGUGAGAACAUCCCUACCGGAUUGCUCAAAGCUAUUGGAGGAUCAAGGAUUUCCAUUGUAGUUUUCUCCAAAGGCUAUGCUUAUUCCAAGUGGUGCCUUAAUGAGCUUGUGGAGAUCCUGCAUUGUACAAAAACCAACGGCCACUCUCUCAUUCCAAUAUUUCACAUUGUGAAACCAACGCAUGUACGGCACCAGACUGGAGAAUUUGGCCAAGCAUUUGUUUUGCAUGAAAACGAUUCUCUAGUGGAUGCGGAGAGGGUACGUAGUUGGAGAGAAACUCUUACAGACUGUUCGGGCCGGGAUCUUGAAAGUUAUGCAAAUGGAUACGAAGCAGUGUUGAUUGCGAAGGUUCUUGAAGAUAUUUUGUGUAAAGUGAGCGUAGUGGGAAUAGAUUCUUCCACAAAAACGAUUAAAGAUUUAUUGAAGCUUGGAACAACCGAAGUUCGUACCGUGGGCAUCUAUGGGAAGGCUGGAAUGGGAAAAACAACCUUAGCAAAAGUCUUCUAUAAACAAAUCUGUGAUAGAUUUGACGGCAGUAGUUUUCUUAGAAACAUUGAAGAAAUUUCAAAACAGCCUGAUGGAGAAAUUCAGAAACGUCUUCUUCGUGAUAUCUUGAAAAUGGAGAAUUUGAAGAUCGGCAACAUUCAUGAAGGAAUCGAUUCGAUUAAAGAAAGUCUGCAAGGCAAAAAAGUUCUUGUUCUUGAUAAGGUGAAUCACAUGAAACAACUACAUGCAUUAGCUGGAAAUUCUGAGUGGCUUGGUCCAGGAAGUAGAAUCCUUGCAACAACUAGAGAUGAAGUAUUGCUAACUCGACUGGGCGUGCAUGGAAAAUUUCAGGUUGAAGAAUUGAAUUACUGGACGGUUGAUACAAGAGAAGGUUACCUAGAGCUUUCGAUUCGUGCGGUGGAGCAUGCUGGCGGAGUUCCAUUAGCACUUAAGGCUUUGGGUUCUUUUCUACUAGGAAGAAGUAUUGAUGUGUGGAAAAGAGUAUUAGAAUAUUUAGAGAACAAGUCGUCACAAGGAGAUCCCUUGCGAUGA
Messenger RNA from Juglans microcarpa x Juglans regia, 2340 nucleotides. RefSeq names its product disease resistance protein RPV1-like. The coding region runs from base 1 to 2340 and encodes 779 amino acids. Gene Ontology annotation, biological process: defense response; signal transduction. Lineage: Eukaryota; Viridiplantae; Streptophyta; Magnoliopsida; Fagales; Juglandaceae. Gene Ontology annotation, molecular function: ADP binding; ATP hydrolysis activity. The record is from RefSeq and is a predicted model, not a curated record. The transcript has 5 exons.